AUGUCAUACAGCUAUCUAUUCAAAUUCAUUCUUAUCGGCGACACAGGGGUUGGAAAAUCAUGCCUUCUAUUGUAGUUCAUCGACAAAAGAUUCCGACAAAAACAUGAGGUGACUAUUGGUGUAGAAUUUGGAGCAAAACUAAUCGAAUUAGACGGGUUGAACAUUAAGUUACAGAUAUGGGACACUGCUGGGCAAGAAUCCUUUAGAUCCAUUACUCGAUCAUAUUACAGAUCUGCUGCAGGUGCUAUUGUGGUUUAUGACAUUACGAAAAGGGAAAGCUAUGAAAAUGUGGCUAGAUGGAUGGAGGAAGUGAAAUAGAAUGGAAAUCCAAAAUUGUCUAUGCUCUUAGUUGGUAAUAAAGGCGAUUUGGAAUCAGAUCGAUAAGUUUCAUACAAUGAGGCACAAUAAUUUGCAAAGGAAUGUGGAAUAGAAUUCUUCGAAACCAGUGCAAAGACUGCGAAUAAUGUGGAGGAGAUAUUUAUCAAGAUGGCAUAAAUAAUAUUAGAGAAAAUCAAUCUAGGAUAAAUUGACCCCAAGAAUGAAAACUUUGGAAUCAAAUUAGGCAGCGAACAAGUCAAUUAUUCUCAUGGAAAUUAAAACAUUACUAACUUGGAGUAGCAACAGGAGUAUUAGCCUUAUGAAGAAAAGAAGAAAUCUGGUGGGUGUUGUUGAAGAUUGAAAUUAUCAAAAUAUUACAUUGAUUUAGAAGUUGAUUUAUAUA
Messenger RNA from Paramecium tetraurelia, 721 nucleotides. RefSeq lists its product as uncharacterized. Gene Ontology annotation, molecular function: GTP binding; GTPase activity. Gene Ontology annotation, cellular component: Golgi apparatus. The record is from RefSeq and is a predicted model, not a curated record. The transcript has 4 exons. Lineage: Eukaryota; Ciliophora; Oligohymenophorea; Peniculida; Parameciidae.